This is a messenger RNA of Entelurus aequoreus (snake pipefish), 4105 nucleotides long. Its product is annotated as serine/threonine-protein kinase Nek5-like. Gene Ontology annotation, molecular function: protein kinase activity; ATP binding. NCBI's taxonomy places the organism in Eukaryota, Metazoa, Chordata, Actinopteri, Syngnathiformes, Syngnathidae. Bases 435 to 3467 code for a protein of 1010 amino acids. The transcript is spliced from 22 exons. Gene Ontology annotation, biological process: protein phosphorylation. The record is from RefSeq and is a predicted model, not a curated record.
CACUUCCGGGGGUCGCAAUACGGAAUGUUUGUUUGGAGGUAGAAUAAGUUGCUGCCUGUGAAGCCCAGCGAGUAACUAGACGAGCGAGUGGAGGAAACAUGGCUUAAAAACAGGUAACGCUGAUGUUGGAGGACAUUCAACUGUUUCAAAACCCCCGACUUUGUCUUUAUUUAGACAAUGUUAACUUGUUGGAGCCUGCUAGCAUGAAUGCUAGCUGCGCCUGUUUCUGUCGCCAUGGCAACGCACUUUGUUUCCCCUGAUGACCAAUAUUUAUGACAAAGUACAUUCUUCACUUUGAAAAGACGUCAUUUGAAGGUGACAUGCUCUCGUGUUAUUAACACGCUACACGUAAGAUGACGGUGACCCCUAGUGGCGGAUGUUUGUCAGCAAAGUUGUGAACAACUAAUAAAUACUUUUGUGUCCUUGGAGCUGAGAUGGACGACUAUGAAGUUGUGCGUCAGAUCGGAGAAGGAGCCUUCGGUAAAGCCUUCCUGGUGCGACCCAAAGGUGCUGCGGGCGCACAAUGUGUGGUGAAGAGGAUCGACCUGACCAAGAUGUCCAGCAGAGAGAAGGAGGCGGCCAAGAAGGAGGUGGGCCUCCUGUCCAGCAUGGAACAUUCCAACAUUGUGUCCUUCUUACGCUCCUUCCAAGAUGGCGGCAGUCUGUGCAUCGUCAUGGAGUUCUGUGAUGGAGGAGACCUGAUGAGGAAGAUCAACCUGCAGAGAGGAGUCUUCUUCGCUGAACAACAGGUACUGGAUUGGUUUGUUCAGAUUUGCCUGGGCCUCAAACACAUCCAUGACAGAAAGAUCCUGCACAGAGACAUUAAAAGUCAGAACAUCUUCCUCACUGAGCGAGGGAAGAAAGUCAAGCUUGGAGACUUUGGCAUUGCCAGAAUGUUAAAUAACACCAUGGAGCUUGCCAGGACUUGUGUUGGGACUCCUCACUACUUGUCCCCAGAGAUCUGUGAGAGUCGACCUUACAACAACAAAACGGACAUCUGGUCUCUGGGCUGUGUCCUCUAUCAACUGUGCACACUCAGACUGCCUUUUGAGGGCAGGAGUCUACACCAGCUGGUCAGUCACAUCUGCAGAGGUCACUACAAACCUUUGACCUCUCCUUAUUCAUCUGACCUUUGUCUGUUGGUCACUCACCUCUUUAAGGUGAACCCUCGCCAUCGUCCGUCGGUCUCUUCGGUCCUGCAACGUCCUUUCCUGCAGAAAUACCUGCACACUCAGGACAUGGGUCACCAUAACAAAGCAGCAACAACUCCAGCCUGCAGACCAACACCAGACAAGAAGAAAUGCAAAGCUGCUCUGAAGAAACUUCCUGUCAAACCAGAAUGGAGAGGCUGUGCUGCUGCUAAUUACACACUUCUUCCCCUGAGAGCAGCUGGAGACGCAGCAUGUCAUCAGAACCACAAGUUUGGACAGUACCAGCAGUUCUAUGUCCAACUGGAUGCUCUGCAGCAGGGAGACUCAUGUUCUCCACAACCUCAUCCACUUCCUCUUCCUGCACCUCCUCCACGUGAAGACCUCCAAGAUCCACAUGGAGAACCCUACAAGCUGGUGGCAGCAGCUCGGGAAGAGUACCUCCAGAGGCGCCAGGAGGCCAACCGGUACAAGCUGAGAGCAGAGAAACAGCUGGGUUUGCGUCCCAGCACGGCUGAGGGCUGCAGGCCAACUGGCCAUCAAGAUGAGGGCAAGCAUACAGUCCAGGACAGGAAGCAGGAGGGCCAGCAGGAGUACCUGAGACAACUGCAUGCCAUCAGACAGCAGUAUCAUCAGGACAUGAGACAGAUGAGACUGAGAGUCGACGCUCAGCAUGACACCUUUGUGAGGGACCCUCCCACAGAGCACCAAGUCCAAGCUGUACAGGAUGUUGAAGCGGCUCUCAAGGAGAUCAGGGAGGAGAACAGGAAGAAAGACCUGAGGAACAAACACAAGGACCAGAAAGCAAUUAUGUUUGAGAUCCGCCUGGAUGACAGUGAUGGGAUGAAGGACACUUCAGAGGUGGACCAGGGGACACCAGAGGAUGGGAUGAAGGACACCUCAGAGGAGGACCAGGGGACACCAGAGGAUGGGAUGAAGGACACCUCAGAGGAGGACCAGGGGACACCAGAGGAUGGGAUGAAGGACACCUCAGAGGAGGACAAUGGGACACCAGAGGAUGGGAUGAAGGACACCUCAGAGGAGGACCAGGGGACACCAGAGGAUGGGAUGAAGGUCCCCUCAGAGGAGGACAAGGGGACACCAGAGGAUGGGAUGAAGGACACCUCAGAGGAGGACAAGGGGACACCAGAGGACCAACAGGAAGUAGACCAUCACAACCUGACAGAAGAGAGAGACCACUUUCAUCCAGCCAGGAGGGUCUGGACUCAGAGGCCCCCUAAGACACUGCUGGAGGCGCUGGUCCACAUGGACUCGCUCUCCGGCACUAUGCUGGAUGACCAAGCAGGUGAGGGGGACCAGGCAGGUCGCCGCCAGUGGGUCCACCGCCUCCCCAGAACCCUGCUGGACGCACUUGCUCAAGCCGACCCACGGACCACCACGGUGGACUUGGCGAGCGCAGACUCAGACAGGGAGGAAAUGGAGGACGACUCGGAUGUGGAACUGGACGAAGUGCGCCUUCAGUCCGGGUCGGACCACGACGACGACACGAACUUUGAGGAGUCUGAGGACGAGGUGAAGGAGGCCAUGUCUGACUCCAUGAAGAACCUGCUUGUCAUCAACGCUCCAGAGACUGGUCACCAGUACCAGCCUGAAGAAGCACAUGUGGAUAACACACAUGUGGAUAACACACAUGUCGAUAACACACAUGUCGAUAACACACAUGUGGAUAACACACAUGUUGAUAACACACAUGUGGAUAACACACAUGUUGAUAACACACAUGUGGAUAACACACAUGUGGAUAACACACAUGUUGAUAACACACAUGUGGAUAACACACAUGUGGAUAACACACAUGUUGAUAACACACAUGUGGAUAACACACAUGUGGAUAACACACAUGUCGAUAACACACAUGUCGAUAACACACAUGUGGAGAACACACAUGUCGAUAACACACAUGUGGAUAACACACAUGUCAAUAACAUACAUGUGGAUAACACACAUGUGGAUAACACACAUGUGGAUAACACACAUGUUGAUAACACACAUGUCGAUAACACACAUGUGGAUAACACACAUGUCGAUAACACACAUGUCGAUAACACACAUGUGGAGAACACACAUGUCGAUAACACACAUGUGGAUAACACACAUGUCAAUAACAUACAUGUGGAUAACACACAUGUGGAUAACACACAUGUGGAUAACACACCUGUUGAUAACAGACAUGUGGAGAGCACACAUGUUGAUAACACACAUGUCGAUAGCACACGGAUCGAUAACACACGUGUCGAUAACCCACAUGUCUAUAACACACAUGUCAAUAGCACACAUCGACAGCACACAUGUCAAUAACACAUGUCGAUAGCACACAUGUCGAUAACGUACAUGUCGAUAACAUACAUGUCAAUAACACAUGUCGAUAACAUACAUGUCGAUAGCACACAUGUCGAUAGCACUGUGAAAGCCAUGGAACAAAGAGAUACAGUAGAGUCCUGCACAGACGCUACCACUUCUACCAGUCAGUAGCAGACUUCAGUCACACAUUUUGGCUUCACGAUGUUGUUGGAAGAAAAUACGUUUUAGAUGUAGUUUCCUGACUUUGAUCAUGAAUACAGACCACACCUUUUGUUGUAUUAGAUGUAGUCUCCUGACUUUGAUCAUGAAUACAGACCACACCUUUUGUUGUAUUAGAUGUAGUCUCCUGACUUUGAUCAUCAUACAGACCACACCUUUUGUUGUAUUAGAUGUAGUCUCCUGACUUUGAUCAUCAUACAGACCACACCUUUUGUUGUAUUAGAUGUAGUCUCCUGACUUUGAUCAUCAUACAGACCACACCUUUUGUUGUAUUAGAUGUAGUUUCCUGACUUUGAUCAUGAAUACAGACCACACCUUUUGUUGUAUUAGAUGUAGUCUCCUGACUUUGAUCAUCAUACAGACCACACCUGUCUUCUUUUGUUGUAUUAAAUGUAGUCUCCUGACUUUGAUCAUCA